CAAAGACUGAUAUGGUCUACGACACAGAGGCCUGCCAAGAGGAACCUGUACCCACUGUUGACAACGCAUGUGCCCUCGACCUUCUCUGUUUUCUUCUGUCCCACCUACAAGUUCAGAGCGUUAUAACUUCUGGUUUUCUCAACGAUUAUUGAGGCACGCGCACUGAUGACGACCGUCUGCCACGAGGUCUCAUGGUAUUGGUGCAACUUUCUCCUGGAUACGCAAGCUGAGGGUUUUGCAUAUGCGGCUAUUGCUACUUUGGUAUUCUAUGACUGGUCGAUCUUCCUCGGGCAGGAGGCGGAUCUUAUAUGGAGACGACAAUGGACCUUUUCCAAGUUCAUGUAUAUUGCCCUUCGAACAUUGGGGAUGAUAUACGGACUUGCCAACGUCUUUUACUAUGCACCAUGGCAUAUAACCGAUUCGAGCUGCGUUGCAUUUUCAUGGAUCAUCCCUCUCAGUGAAGCACUUGGCUUCACUGUGAUUCAAUUCGUCAUGAUCGUCAGAUUAUAUGCGAUGAGCGGCAGAUCUAAGGCGCUCCUUGCGAUGUUGCUUUUAGGAUAUACAAUUGCGCAGGGUAUCCUAUACGCAAACACUAUACGCAAUGCCAUUCGUUUGGGUAACAGUGCCGCCGAUUUAACGCCUCUGGGCUAUCCCGGCGUCUGCCUCGCGAUGUACCACGUGUACAUCGUACCCUUGCUACGUGGACAGUAUGUUUCCCUACUGACCCUCGAGGUCCUCAUGCUUGGUGUAUCGCUCUACUUCUUCCGCAAGCAUCUCAAGCACUCGAGAGGACAUCGAGGUACGUGGUCCACGACCAACGUGUUCGUCCUGCUUGUGAGGGACAACAUCCUCUACUUUGUCUUAACUGCUGCCAUUUUCUUAUCGGAAUCGCUAAGUGAACUCCCAACGAACUGGGGACCCGAGAAGCACAUCGCGUUCGACGUGUUCAACGCUGUGUUUUCUGGGAUAGUCGUCGGCGUGGUAGGACCCCAUCUGAUCCUCAGCAUCCUCCACCACCACGCUAUUUCGAUACGGGGCGGCCCUUCGAUCGGAUUGACGGAUAUGAGCACUAUGCACUUCACCACCCCGCGCGAGAGCACACACGGCCCAGUUGCAGUCAAGUCUCGGGGCGAUGUGGUUAGCGAUGUGUGGGUUUGAGUCCGUCUCUUAUUGGUUGGUCUAUGUAGCGCCCCAUCUAAUGAGCUGUAUACUCCACCUUAGUUAAUGAUGUCAG
Molecule: messenger RNA, 1234 nt
Organism: Coniophora puteana RWD-64-598 SS2
Lineage: Eukaryota; Fungi; Basidiomycota; Agaricomycetes; Boletales; Coniophoraceae
Exons: 14
Coding region: 166-1158 (330 amino acids)
Source: RefSeq, a predicted model, not a curated record